Messenger RNA from Pantherophis guttatus, 2421 nucleotides. RefSeq names its product B cell linker (gene BLNK). Gene Ontology annotation, biological process: cell surface receptor protein tyrosine kinase signaling pathway; intracellular signal transduction. Gene Ontology annotation, cellular component: cytoplasm. NCBI's taxonomy places the organism in Eukaryota, Metazoa, Chordata, Lepidosauria, Squamata, Colubridae. The record is from RefSeq and is a predicted model, not a curated record.
AGCUGGCUCGGUCACAUGACGGAGGCGAAACGUGAAAUCCGGCCGGCCCUCGAGCAAGUUUGUUGCUUCUGCGAAAGGCGCGCGGAGUCGCUUCUCCCGGACGCAGGAGAUCCCCUGAGGAGGAUCCUUCAUCGCUUGGGUCUCUUUCGGCCCCUCCCUGAAUCCCGAUCUCCAGGAACUAGGAAGCUCGCAGAUGUCCUUCUGACCGGCUUGUCACUUCAUGCGGGCCACUUGGACGGGAGAAUGGAGAAACUCAAUAAACUCACCGUGCCGGCGGGGCAAAAACUCAGGCAACUUCAAAAAAUAGUGCAUGAUAUCAAGAAAAAUGAUAGUGGAAUAAUGAGCAAGUUCAAAAAGUUCCAAAAUGAACAAGUGGCCUUAAUAUGCAAAACUGGAAAAAAUACAUGGGAUCGGUUAACUAGUAAACCACCACCAAGCAUACCACCUGUUGAUUAUGUUCCAGACCGUUCAGAAGAAGAGGAACAGUGGUCAGAUGACUUUGACAGCGAUUAUGAAAAUCCAGAUCACCACUCGGAUUCUGAGAUGUAUGUGGUUCCCACAGAAGAGAACUGUGACGACAGCUAUGAGCCUCCUCCAAGUGAACAUGAGCCAAAGACGGUCCCAAUACCAUUCACAUGUGCUCAGGGUGUCUAUGCAGAUGACAAACGAUCUAGCAAACCGAAGACGUGGCCCUCACCUAUUCUGCCAAACCAAUCUGCAUCUCUAUCAAAGAAACCAGCCACUUUACCGCUACCGCCACCUGCUGUUCAGAAGCCUAAACUCCCACCCAAGCGAAUGGAUGAUGAGGCAGAUUAUGUUGUACCAGUUGAUGAUGAAGAUGAUGAAGAUAAUUAUAUAGAACCCACAGAAGAAAGCACUUCACAACCUGUAAAACCACCCGUGGUGAACAGAUCAACCAAGCCUCCCUGUUCUGUGCCAUCACCUUCCACACUAGAUGUAUAUGAAGUUCCUGAGGAAGAGCAGAAAUCAUCACCUCCAUUACUCAGGAUAUCCAAGCCGCUUCCUCCCAAGCCAGCUUUGAGGCCAUCUGGAGGACUUUCUCAUGAACGCAGCAUACCUAAAGAAUCCUUCACAUCCGAUACAUUUAAAUCAGACAGAAACAUUUUACCACUUCCAAGGCACCGCCCUUCACCGAAAGCUGAUCCAGAGGUCAUUGGAGCUCAAACUGAUGGAAAUAAUAGCAGCAAUGGUGCUACAGAAUUUAAACUUCCUUCUGUUAAUGUUCCAUCGCCAUUUCCCAGGAUCACAAAAAAGCAAAUGACUCCUGCAAUACCACCGAAACCAAGCUUACCUGAUAGAGACCACUUAAAUAUUGCUGAAGAUAAACCUAUACCUGCUGAACGCCGCCGGGGUUCCAGUCACGACAUGCCUCUUCCACCCAUCCCUUCCAGCAUUCAAAAGCCAUUACCUCAGAAGCCACCAAUCUUGUCAAGGUCUCCAGAACCUGCAAGCCACACUAUACGCACUCGAAGUAAUAGCCUUCAAGCAGAACAGGAUGCUGGUGUUCUUGGUCAAGCAUGGUACAUGGCUUCUAGUGAUCGGAAAAUAGCUGAGGAGGCAUUAUAUAGAUCAAACAAGGAUGGGUCUUUCUUAGUAAGGAAGAGUUCUGGACAAGAUUCAAAGCAACCAUAUACACUGGUUGUAUUUUAUAACAAAAGAGUAUAUAACAUUCCAAUCCGAUUUAUUGAAUCUGAAAGACAAUACGCUCUGGGUAGAGAAAAGACUGGUGAGGAGCACUUUGACAGUGUGGCAGAAAUAAUAGAGAAUCAUCAGCGGACUUCUCUCGUUCUCAUUGACAGUCAAAACAAUACAAAAGACUCCACCAGGCUAAAAUAUAUUGCUAGAGUUUUGUAACUGCACCAAGGAGCAUCAUGGAGUAUCUUCUAGCCCUUAUUUUCCAAGGAUUUGAGCAUCUGAACAAACAUGCACAACUAUUGCUAGAAGAAUUUUCUUCACACUUUCCAGCAAGCACCAGGCUGUGACAAAACUAGUGGAUUCAUUUGUGAAGUGCUGCUCCAGUCAGAAAGUGUCCAAAGCCUUUUUACAUAUAAAAGACAUUACAAGGCAAAAAAAAAUCUCAGUGGCAGACAAGCUAUAUUUAAAAUUAUACCUGCUAGCGUUUAAUUGUCCUGCUAAACUUUGUAUUUUUUAAAGCUAGGGUGUCUGUAUUCCAUGCAACCAGCUAAAAGCAGGAUUUUUAUUCCUCUGACAGCCAUCUAAAAUAACCAGAAUGUCUAUUUAGUGUAAUGGACUGGUAUGUGUUUUACCUGUAUUUGUUGAAGCUAUUGUCCAAUUUUGAUUUAAGUGUACAUAUAUGAAAAUAAUUAUGUAUAAUUUAUCAAGAUGCAGUCAUGAUCUGUUAAGAAUUUAUAAUUCUUGCACAGUAAAUACUUAACUAUU